Molecule: messenger RNA, 4818 nt
Organism: Hipposideros armiger (great roundleaf bat)
Lineage: Eukaryota; Metazoa; Chordata; Mammalia; Chiroptera; Hipposideridae
Gene: VAV2
Product: vav guanine nucleotide exchange factor 2
Exons: 30
Coding region: 63-2699 (878 amino acids)
Biological process (GO): regulation of GTPase activity; intracellular signal transduction; cell migration
Cellular component (GO): cytoplasm
Molecular function (GO): protein binding; guanyl-nucleotide exchange factor activity
Source: RefSeq, a predicted model, not a curated record
UGCCCCGCGGCCGCGGCACUUCGGCCCGAGCCCCGCGCUGAGCGGCCGGCCGAGCGGGCGCCAUGGAGCAGUGGCGGCAGUGCGGCCGCUGGCUCAUCGACUGCAAGGUCCUGCCGCCCAACCACCGGGUCGUGUGGCCCUCGGCCGUGGUCUUCGACCUGGCGCAGGCGCUGCGCGACGGCGUCCUGCUGUGCCAGCUGCUGCACAACCUGUCCCCCGGCUCCAUCGACCUCAAGGACAUCAACUUUCGGCCGCAGAUGUCCCAGUUCCUGUGUUUGAAGAACAUACGCACCUUCCUUAAAGUCUGCCACGAUAAAUUUGGAUUAAGAAACAGUGAGCUGUUUGACCCCUUCGACCUCUUCGAUGUCCGAGAUUUUGGGAAGGUCAUCUCUGCGGUGUCGAGACUGUCCCUGCACAGUGUGGCCCAGAACAAAGGGAUCAGGCCUUUUCCUUCGGAGGAGACGGCAGAAAACGAUGACGACGUCUACCGCAGCCUGGAGGAGCUGGCUGAUGAGCAUGACCUGGGGGAGGACAUCUACGACUGCGUCCCGUGCGAGGAUGAAGGGGACGAUAUCUACGAGGACAUCAUCAAGGUGGAGGUGCAGCAGCCCAUGAUUAGAUACAUGCAGAAAAUGGGCAUGACCGAGGAUGACAAGAGGAACUGCUGCUUGCUGGAGAUUCAGGAGACCGAGGCCAAGUACUACCGGACCCUGGAGGACAUCGAGAAGAACUACAUGGGCCCCCUGAGGCUGGUGCUGAGCCCGGCGGACAUGGCGGCCAUCUUCAUCAACCUGGAGGACCUAAUUAAGGUGCAUCACAGCUUCCUGAGAUCCAUCGACUUGUCCAUGAUGGCGGGGGGCAGCGCUCUGGCCAAGGUCUUCCUUGAGUUCAAGGAGAGGCUCUUGAUAUACGGGGAGUACUGCAGCCACAUGGAACACGCCCAGAACACGCUGAACCAGCUCCUCGCCAGCCGGGAGGACUUCAGGCUGAAAGUCGAGGAAUGCACACUGAAGGUCCAGGAUGGGAAGUUCAAGCUGCAGGACCUGCUGGUGGUGCCCAUGCAGAGGGUGCUCAAGUACCACCUCCUUCUGAAGGAACUUCUGAGCCACUCCACCGACCGGCCGGAGAGGCAGCAGCUGAAAGAGGCACUGGAAGCCAUGCAGGACUUGGCGAUGUACAUAAAUGAAGUUAAACGGGACAAGGAGACCCUGAAGAAGAUCAGCGAGUUUCAGAGUUCUAUAGAGAACUUGCAAGUGAAACUGGAGGAAUAUGGGAGGCCAAAGAUUGAUGGGGAGCUGAAGGUCCGGUCCAUAGUCAACCACACCAAGCAGGACAGGUACUUGUUCCUGUUUGAUAAGGCGGUCAUCGUCUGCAAGAGAAAGGGCUACAGCUACGAGCUGAAGGAGACCAUCGAGCUGCUGUUCCACAAGAUGACCGACGACCCCAUGAACAACAAGGACGUCAAGAAGUCUCACGGGAAAAUGUGGUCCUACGGCUUCUAUCUAAUUCACCUGCAAGGAAAGCAGGGCUUCCAGUUCUUCUGCAAGACAGAAGACAUGAAGAGGAAGUGGAUGGAGCAGUUUGAGAUGGCCAUGUCAAACAUCAAGCCUGACAAAGCCAACGCCAACCACCACAGCUUCCAGAUGUACACGUUCGACAAGACCACCAACUGCAGAGCCUGCAGGAUGUUCCUCAGGGGCACCUUCUACCAGGGGUACCUGUGCACCAAGUGUGGCGUCGGGGCGCACAAGGAGUGUCUGGAAGUGACGCCUCCCUGCAAGAUCAGUUCACCUGCAGACCAGGAUGCCUCUGGAGCGGGACCGGGUCCCAAGAUGGUGGCUGUGCAGAAUUACCAUGGCAACCCCGCUCCCCCUGGGAAGCCGGUGCUGACCUUCCAGACGGGUGAUGUGAUCGAGCUGCUGAGAGGGGACCCUGAGUCUCAGUGGUGGGAGGGCCGGCUGGUGCAAACCAGGAAGUCAGGCUACUUUCCCAGUGUGUCUGUGAAGCCCUGCCCUGUGGAUGGAAGGCCGCCCAUUGGCCGGCUGCCGUCCAGGGAGAUCGACUACACUGCCUACCCCUGGUUUGCAGGCAACAUGGAGAGGCAGCAGACAGACAAUCUGCUUAAAUCCCAUGCCAGCGGGACCUACCUGAUCCGGGAGCGGCCGGCCGAGGCUGAACGCUUUGCCAUAAGCAUCAAGUUCAACGACGAGGUGAAGCACAUUAAGGUGGUGGAGAAGGACAGCUGGAUCCACAUCACAGAAGCGAAGAAAUUCGAAAGCCUCUUGGAGUUGGUGGAGUACUACCAGUGCCACUCGCUCAAGGAGAGCUUCAAGCAGCUGGACACCACGCUCAAGUACCCCUACAAGUCUCGGGAACGCGCAGCCUCCAGGGCCUCCAGCCGCUCCCCAGCUUCCUGCGCUUCCUACAACUUUUCUUUUCUCAGUCCUCAGGGCCUCAGCUUUGCUUCUCAGGGCUCCUCCGCUCCCUUCUGGUCAGUGUUCACGCCCCGUGUCAUCGGCACGGCCGUGGCCAGGUACAACUUCGCCGCCCGGGACAUGCGGGAGCUCUCACUGCGGGAAGGCGACGUGGUGAAGAUAUACAGCCGUAUCGGCGGGGACCAGGGCUGGUGGCGGGGCGAGACAAAUGGACGGGUCGGCUGGUUUCCUUCAACGUAUGUAGAAGAGGAGGGCAUCCAGUGACGGCAAGAGCACAGACAGGACUCGUGGAUUUUCUUGGAAGGGUCGCUCCUGCUCUGAAGUCCGUCUCCUGCUCCGUGACUCAGAGGAGGAAAUGCCUGCUGACCUUUCGGUCUUCAACAGCCCAUAGGGAUGGGGAGGGUGUGCAAAACCCCAAACGCAAACCGCCUCACACCAGCCUGCCCUUGGUGGCCUGUCCUGGGUUCACUACUUGUACAUAGAUGAAAUCUGGGCAAGCCCUGCUGUGGCCGCCACCACCAGAGCGCUGAGGACCGCGAGCGCCAGGCUCUGGGUGACAGCUGAGGCCAAAGCUCGUCUUGCCCCUGUCUCGUCGAGACGGCAUUCAGGAGCCUAGACUUGCACAGCAGAUGCUGUCCCAGGCAGGGCUGGGCACAGCAGAGGGGCCCCCCCACCCUUUCUGCUCAGCCCCUGGACUGUCCGCCCUCUUGCUUCCUGCUGCUGACAGGGGCGGCCUCAGGCCUGAGAGGAAGUGGGGCCCCUGUGCUGCCCCAGCUGUGCUUGAAUGGAGAGGAGAGCGUUGCAAAGGGCCUGUGAAGUCCCCUUUGACCUCCUCGCGUCCCUCUGCACCAAGGGCUGCAGAGCCCCCCCUCCCCCCAGGGCAGGUCCCUCUCUUGGGAGGGUGCCUUAGGAACGAGGAAGUCACCGACCUUACUCCUUAGUCAAUGGUACUGUCUUCGCCCUGAAUCCGAGGUGUGUGUCUGUCCUGUCCUGCUGCCAGGUGGAGACAUCUUUUGUAAACCCUGAUAUGGGCGGGGAGAAAACAGGGUUUUCACCUUGCUCUGUCCCUGCUGCUCACACCCCUCUCCAGAAGGAGGCCCCCCGCUGCUGCCAUGCAGGCGGGUCCUCGGGGGUCUCCUGUGUCCUGCAGGGUGGUCCCUGAGGGUCCCCCCAGCCUUUGCACAGGAUGUCAGCUCUCACCCUUGGCAGGUCUUCUGCCCAGGGCUCCUGCAGCUCAUGGACUGGGCCUGUGGCCAGCCCAAAAUAAGUGCUCUUGGGGUGGCUCUACCCCGUAUUGCCCCCUCCUGACAUCUCCUGGCCUUUCAGCUUUGGCUGGCAUGGCCAGACCCUGUUUUCUCUGCCUGGAUGUUGCAUGAGAUCUAGUGACACUCUGAGCUCCGUGCCAAAUCUACUGGUGAAGCCUGGGCUUCGUGUGUCCCCCAUCCCUUCGGACAGUGGCUUAGCCCUGGUGCAGGGAGCGGGGACCAGGCCGAGGCUGGGCGUUGGGAAGGCCGGCCCCUACAGGCACGGCUGCUGGUUGCCACGCUGCACCCUGGGGCUCCUCUGAGGUCAUUUUUGUUGCCUCCAAGCUCGGCUCCCACGUUCAGCAUCCUGGCAUGGGGAGGAGGCAGAGAAGGGUCCGAGGUGGCAGGCUAGCAGGGAGGAGAGACAGGCCUGUGCAGCCUGCAGAGGCUUGAGAAGUGAGGCUGAGCGGUUUGGGAGGCAGUGGAGCCGUGGGAGGAAGAGUGAGCCCGGAGGGAGCGACUGAGUCCCUGUCUUAGGUGCACCCAGCACUUUGCGUGAGCCCAGCAAGGGAGGGCAGAAACCAGCCGGCCCCUUUUUGUUUACUGUUGUCGGAAAGGUUUUGUUUCUUGUUUUUUGUUGUUUUGUUUUCGGUUUAGCUGUUUGCUUUUUAAGGGGAAAAGAAGUUUGUAAUUAUUUCGUCCAAAGCUCCCAUUAUAUGUCUGGAAAGGAAGAGAUUUUAUAAUAGUAAGAAAACCGUGGGUAUUUGAGGUCCUCAUAAAACAAGUCGUCAUGAUGAUGGAGGACACAGAAAACAAUUUAAACCCUGCUUUUUGUGAAUGUUUUGUUUAGUUUGUUUUGAAACAUGGGUUUGGUUCGGUUUUCCUUUUGCACUGCACGAGGCAGGAGGGGCAGAGGGCCGGGGCAGCAGGGAUGCUGGUGUUUUUGGCCGGACGCGGGACGCCCUCUGGAGGGGGCUUCGGACCCGGGGCCUGAGAUGAGCUGUGAACACAGGAGCCCAAUGCAUCGGGUCAGGGGCCUGGAGGCGACCCCAGAUAGAACACAAACUGUACAUUGGAUGAUAGGCUUUUUUCAGACCACGGUUUUUACUGCAAAUAAACCUAAGUUCUUUUCUGCAGGA